Messenger RNA from Melitaea cinxia (Glanville fritillary), 2133 nucleotides. RefSeq names its product peptide transporter family 1-like. Gene Ontology annotation, cellular component: membrane. The record is from RefSeq and is a predicted model, not a curated record. Gene Ontology annotation, biological process: transmembrane transport. NCBI's taxonomy places the organism in Eukaryota, Metazoa, Arthropoda, Insecta, Lepidoptera, Nymphalidae. The transcript is spliced from 14 exons. Gene Ontology annotation, molecular function: dipeptide transmembrane transporter activity. Bases 1 to 2091 code for a protein of 696 amino acids.
AUGACUGUAUCAAAGGAUAUUGCUAUUGUUAAACAUGAAGAUACAAAACCGGGUACAAAUCGUUUUCCAAGGGUAGUUAUAAUCAUAAUGCUUGCGGAGUUCUGCGAAAGAUUUUCUUAUUCUGGUAUGAGAGCAUUUCUUACUCUAUAUUUACGUAGUAAACUUGGAUAUACGGAUGAAGGUGCCACAGAAAUUUAUCACAUUUUCAGUACAUUCGUAUAUUUUUUUCCGAUUCUGGGCGGAAUCAUUGCUGACAACUAUCUUGGUAAAUUUCGGACCAUCCUUUACCUGAUGUUCGUGUACGCGGCGGGUAAUAUAUUGGUUGCUGUUACGGCAAUACCCUAUUUAGAUAUACCAAAAAGGUUAUGCACAAUAUUGGGCCUAUUUCUAAUAACAUUAGGCACUGGAGGUAUAAAGCCCUGCGUUACUUCAUUCGGAGGAGAUCAGUUCAAUCUCCCACAGCAAGAGAAACAAUUGGCAUUGUACUUCAGUAUUUUAUACUUCAAUAUAUGUACUGGGAGUCUUAUCGCUAAAACUGUGUCCCCUAUACUGAGAUCUGACGUCCAUUGCUUUGGUGAUAGAGACUGUUAUUCCUUGGCGUUUGGUGCGCCAGGAUUUAUUGUGCUAAUUUCUAUUGUGGUAUUCGUUAGCGCCAAGAACAGAUAUUUAAUGAAGAAACCGGAAGGAAAUUUGUUAUUUGAUUUUAUCAAAUGCGUAUCUUUGGGACUUAAAAACGUUGUAUUAAAACGUACUGAGAAACAUUCUCAUUGGUUGGACAGCACGCAACACAGAUACGACAAGCGUUUUAUACGGGACGUGAAAAAAACUUUGUCUAUACUGAUGUUGUUUACUGUACUCCCGAUGUUUUGGGCGUUGCUUGAUCAACUGGGUUCAAGAUGGACCCUGCAGGCUACUAAGAUGGAUGGUCGCAUGGGAUUCUUCACAAUUAAACCGGACCAAUUACAAGUAUUGGGGCCGAUAUGUAUACUGAUAUUAAUACCACUUUCGCAGAAGUAUAUCUACCCAUAUUUGGAAAAAUACAAUAUUCUGACAAAUCCUUUACAUAAACUGACGCUAGGAGGUGUAUUGGCUGGUCUAUCGUUCAUUGCGUCUGGUCUUGUCGAAAUAUAUAUUAAGACAACAUAUCCAGAAUUACCACAAUUAGGCUAUUCGCAAUUACGUAUAUUCAACGGAAACCCGUGCACCAUAUCGUUACACAAUGAUCAAAUGGGAUUAGUCUACACUAUUCCGUCCCUUUCGCACUAUACAAAUAAGCAGAUAGGUGUGAAUGGGAUAAAAGAUAUGCAUUUCAGGCUUAGAGGCGAUUGUAUCGAGACAGCAGAUGAAGUAUUCACAUUGAGCGAGAAUAAAGCUACAUCGUUCUUUGUGAAUGGUAACAAUACUGUCAGAUUCAUUGAUAAUGUGGACAAAAGUAAAUCUGGCUUGCCGUUCGUGAGAUUUCUCGUCACUGAUCGAGUUAAACUACCAAACGUAACUCUAUUCAACGAAAAUCGUAAAGAAAUAGAAUCGUACAUUAAAACCGGUGUGAGCGUACAGACUGAAGUGUACAUGUCGGAAUACUCUGUACGAAUUGGUGAUAAAGUGGUGAUGAGUGAUAUAUCAAUGAACAAUGGCGGCGUGUACACUGUGAUGAUUGACAAGAAUGGUGAUGAUUAUGUAUCUAAAAUGAUAGUGAUAACUGAACCGAACUCGGUAACAAUGGCGCUUUUGUUCCCGCAGUUCCUGAUUAUAUCAACUGCUGAGGUUCUGUUUGCGGUCACUGGCAACGAGUUUGCGUUCAAAGAGGCACCAGAGAGUAUGAAGGCUGUUAUGACAGCAGUGUGGUUGCUCACGGAGGCGGCGGGGAAUGUUAUAAUUAUAAUCAUAACGCGUCUCUUCGCUAAUUACAAGCAGGAAACCCAGUCCUUUAUCUUUACGGGAAUGAUAUUCACGUCAAUAUCAGUGUUUCAUUUCAUGGCAAGAGGAUACCAGUUUGGUUUCAAUGAUAUUGAAGAGAAAAAUGAACGCCGGAGAAGUAGUCGAGUGUUCUACCAACAAGUGAAGCAAGCUGAAGACUGCUUAGAACAUUAAUUGUUAUAAUAAUAUAAUAUAUAAUAUUUUUUUAUAUUUUAA